This is a messenger RNA of Daphnia pulicaria, 2541 nucleotides long. RefSeq names its product E3 ubiquitin-protein ligase MARCHF8-like. The transcript is spliced from 5 exons. Gene Ontology annotation, cellular component: cytoplasm; early endosome membrane; late endosome membrane. Gene Ontology annotation, molecular function: MHC protein binding; zinc ion binding; ubiquitin protein ligase activity. The record is from RefSeq and is a predicted model, not a curated record. Lineage: Eukaryota; Metazoa; Arthropoda; Branchiopoda; Diplostraca; Daphniidae. Gene Ontology annotation, biological process: protein polyubiquitination; immune response; antigen processing and presentation of peptide antigen via MHC class II. Bases 228 to 1313 code for a protein of 361 amino acids.
UCAUUCACUAGCCGCAGGGUAUUUUUCUUGGUUUUUCUUUGGUACGUGAAAAAACAACUCUCAAAAACAUUCAUUAAAUGGCGAGAUCUUUUACCUGAAACCGAUGGAUAAUAGUGGCGGUGGGAUUUGAACAAUCGAUUAAUCCGUAUUAAUUCACUAAAGUGUCCUGGAAGAAGUGGAAAAGAAAAGAAAUUAUAUUUUUGUUUGGGGCUCCAUCUCAAGUAGAUAUGCCUCUUCUCAAGGUUGUUGUCUCGUCAACACGAAAUUCAACAGAAACCGUGGCUGCACUCGAGAGAGAUUUAGACGGGCAUUCGCCUUCGUCUUCUACUCACGAUGUUAACCAAGAACUGCCUGACCACAGCCAACUGGCCAAUGAGCCUUCUCAGGAAGAAAGUCCGAAUUCCCCUUUGCUGUCUGCAGCUAGCACACUAUCCAAGAAAGGAUCAAUCACAUCUCAAGAUAUUUGCAGGAUUUGUCAUUGUGAGGCCGAGUUUGAGGCCCCUCUAGUUGCUCCUUGCUGCUGCGCUGGCUCAUUAAAAUAUGUGCACCAAGGAUGCUUGCAGCGAUGGGUUCAGAGUUCCGACAUGAAGAACUGUGAACUGUGCAAGUACCCUUUCAUCAUGCAGACCAAAAUCAAACCAUUCAAAGAAUGGGAAAAGCUUGACAUGUCUUCAAUGGAGCGUCGCAAACUGGCUUGUUCGGUGACGUUUCACGCUGUCGCAUUUACCUGCGUUAUAUGGUCGCUUUACGUCCUGAUUGAUCGGUCGGCUGAAGAGUAUAAUUCGGGUCAAUUGCAGUGGCCUUUUUGGACUAAGCUGGUUGUCGUUGCGAUUGGAUUUACCGGCGGAGUUGUAUUUAUGUAUGUACAGUGUACCAUGUACUUGACGCUGUGUCGCAGAUGGCGGGCCUAUAAUCGAGUGAUUUUAGUUCAAAAUGCCCCCAACAAGGGUGGCAAUUCAUCGACGACUGUGACGCUGCCUAGCGACUCGGUCGCCACCAAACCCAACGGCGCCAAGAGGAAAGGAGAGAAAAAAGGUUCUGCUCCUGUCCAGUCGGUCGUGACGAUCGCCUCGGCUUUCACCGGCGGCAAUCUGCGGUCCAAAGUAGGUGGAGGUGGUAGCACUACGGCCAUCGACCCCGCUGGCAUCGACACCAGUCAUGACCACCAGUUGGUCGACACCAUCGUCAACGAGUCGCUUCAAGCCGAGGAGAUGGCGGCCCUGCUCGAUCUGAAGACCCAGCCGUCGACGUCCAAACAGCCGCCAACGCCCGACAGCAACACCCACACAAUUCCAUCCAUUCAGAAUGUAUGACAAUUUUCGUGUUCUCCCCCCCCCCCCCCUUUCCUUCGAUCCAGUUGCUUCUCAGUUUAGAUCAUUAAGAGCUUUAUGGAGAAAUUAAGAAGAAAGAGAGAGAGAGAGAAAUCAGAGGGAAUUUCUCAUUUUCUACAAGGUUCUUUUGUAUCAUUUCCGGUGUUCGUUUUGUUUUGUUUUUUUCUCGUCCGGUUCGGUUUUUCUAUUUUUCAGUUAAUUCCUUUUCUAACCCGCUUACCACGGAGAAAUAUUUAAUUUAGCUAUUUUAGUCUAGUCUUCACGUAUUCGACUAAACGAAUACUCAAAGAAAAUGUCGGAUAAAUUCUACAAGACAAAGAAUUAUCUAAAAAAAAAAUGUACAACUUUGCAAAAGCGAUGGAACAUUCAAAUUAACAAAUUGGCAAGUGUUGUUUCAAUUACAUCAAAUGUCGUCCGAGCAGCAUCUCGAAAAGUCCGAAUCGCUUCGUAAACUUUUGUUUUCUCUCUCUCUCUCGUUAACGGCGAUCAUUGUGGGAAAAAGAAAAGUAAAAAAGGGAAACAAACAAAAAUUAGCAAAAAGAAAAAGAAAAACUACAAAAUUUCACUUUGCAGCAGUUUGCGGAUCUGUGAUAGGCGGCUUAAUUAUUACACAAAUAUUAUUAUAUCUCCUAUACGAUUUUCUUCCCGGAUACAUGUGUAGAAGAACCAACAACAUUUAUACACCCCCCGUUUACAUUUAUUUCUGUCUCCCCAACUGAUUUUCUUCGUUAAUGGUUUUCCCUUUUUCUUUGUUUUCUCCAGUAAUAAAAACUUAGUCCCGUUUGUUGGCUCUUGAGCCGAUGCCGUAUACCCUCUCGCCGUUGUUGUUACUUGUUUUUCCGUUACUAGUAUGUUUUCUUUCUUUUGCUUUCGGUUUAUUGUUGUGUCAAUUGAUCGUUGUUUUCCGUCUGGCGCCAAAAAUUCAAUCAUCCUAAACGCAGAGAAUUGAUUGGUCGGGAACCCCAGAAGGAAUAAACUUGCCGUUGGUGCGACGACGUGUGUUGUGUGUGGAUGUGUAUUAUGGAAAUGGCCGUGAAUGUUGAAUGCCGCAGAGCAAAUUCUGUCAACCACUUCUCUUCAACCGUGAAAAAAGGAGGGGGGGAAGGGAUGGCACACCUUGUUCUCGUCUCCCUGUUAUGGCUCCGUUCAUCUCUCUCUCUCUCUUUUCCCUUUAUUUUCUAUUUGCUCUAAUACACGUCGUUUUUUUCCC